Messenger RNA from Drosophila grimshawi, 1039 nucleotides. Its product is annotated as protein late bloomer. The coding region runs from base 312 to 980 and encodes 222 amino acids. The transcript is spliced from 5 exons. The record is from RefSeq and is a predicted model, not a curated record. Lineage: Eukaryota; Metazoa; Arthropoda; Insecta; Diptera; Drosophilidae. Gene Ontology annotation, cellular component: membrane.
CAGUGGCAGGGGUUGGGGUAGGGGCCGUGCCUGCCUCUUGAAUAACGACCAAACCGCCCGUUUAGCUCGAGUCGGCGGCAACCACUCAACGGAUUUGUAAACAUUUCGCAGUUUUUCUUUAAACUGAAUGAGUUGAGUUCUCUUGGCAGCCAAAAAGCAUUAACAGUUUGGGCCGACACGAGAAGCACGCGUCUCCGUUCCGUGAAUGUAGGAGAUUGAACAACCAUAGCGAAUGGCACAUAAGAAAAAGUUAAGAAAAAGAAUAAUAAAAUAAGUUUUAAUACAAUUUAAGCAAAGUAUCUGCGACAAAAAUGCCGACAAUGCGGGUAUGUUUACAAUGGUCAGCGGUGCUCUUCAAUACUUUUACUCUGAUAAUUGGCUGCCUUGCUGCACUGGCCGGUGCAUAUGAGCUGCUAUACCAACUGGAUGAGGGCUUUACAGAUCACAUUGAUGUAAAUAAGAUUAUACAAUUAACCACGGCAGGCAUACUUAUACUGGCCGCUAUCAUUGGCUGUACGGGCGCUUUCUUGGGCUCCAUCAAGGUGCUUGUGGUGCAUAUGGUUUUGUUGGUGCUGCUGAUUGGUGCACACGUCUGGCGACUGGCGCACUACAAUGAGUCCAAGUAUAUGGAUGCCACAGAGGUGUUUGUCAUGGACAUUUGGAUGAAGGAGCUAUCGCAUCCUAAUUCCAUGCAAACGCUUCAGCACAGGUAUAAAUGCUGUGGCAACAAGGGCUUCUCGGACUACACUAGCCUACACAUGAAAGUGCCAUAUUCCUGUUUCCACACCGAGGAUGGCUUACAUGCUCUGUAUCCCUAUCCCGAGGGCUGCAUGACAGCAGUUAAACGAGUCCACCUGAACAUCUACCGCUAUGAGAUGUGGACGCACUGCGGACUCAUUGGCUAUGAGAUUGUCAGCAUCAUAUUAGCCAUAACUUUGAGCUGCCAGCUGACCACUAAAACACGUCGCUAUGCCUACUAAAACUACGAUUUAUAUGCUGCAUUUGAUUGUACAAUAAACGAUUUAUUGCAUGUGAUGAA